Molecule: messenger RNA, 3462 nt
Organism: Thunnus maccoyii (southern bluefin tuna)
Lineage: Eukaryota; Metazoa; Chordata; Actinopteri; Scombriformes; Scombridae
Product: WASP homolog-associated protein with actin, membranes and microtubules
Exons: 11
Coding region: 253-2613 (786 amino acids)
Biological process (GO): Arp2/3 complex-mediated actin nucleation; endoplasmic reticulum to Golgi vesicle-mediated transport
Cellular component (GO): cytoplasm; endoplasmic reticulum-Golgi intermediate compartment membrane
Molecular function (GO): actin binding; Arp2/3 complex binding
Source: RefSeq, a predicted model, not a curated record
AUCCACGUAAUAUGUACAAAACUUGACUGAUUCUAUUUCAUCCUCUACUUCAAUAUUGUUUUCAGUAAAUGUAAUAAUAACAUACUUUAACGAUAUAUUUGUCGCUUUGUGAAACCGUUAACGUUUGUUUUCCCAACAUUUCCGAUAUCUCUUAGGUGCCUGAAGGCAGCUUACGUCACGCAAAUGGCGGACGUUGUAAACAGAGCCAGCAGCUUCGAGGACUGCCGAAGUGAAACAGCUCUUUUUUAAAAGAUGAAUAGCAUAGAAUACGAGCGAUUAGACAGCCUGGAUGGCUGGGUGGCCGUUAAAAGCAACAUAUUUGAGGAAACAGAGACGUUUAAGCUGGGGUUUAUCGUACAGUGGAACGUCAUCGAGUGUAAGUUCGCUGUCACCUGCCACAACCGGACGUUACAACGGCAAAAACGAAAAGCCGAAGUUGCCGUUGGCGACGCUCAGAUGAGCUGGGCUGGACUCUUCUCCGUGAGUGAUUUGAAACAUAUCCAUCAGCAGUUUACAUGCGUCGCCGAUGUCCUGGCUGCCUGCUUCCCGGACUUGUCGGAGUUUGAGGAGGGCAACAUUUGGGACCUGCUCUUCCUGAGUCGGAGGUCAGGUCAAGAAGAUGACGACGAGCGUGACUUUGACACACCGUGUCGGAGGCUCGAGAAGUAUUUCAGCGCGGCGAUUGACAUCUGCGGACGGAAGAUUGUUCUCGACACGUUGUUCACCCAAGAUGAGCGAGACGUCGAGGAGUACUUUGAAAACCUGCAGGAGUUCAAAAGGAAAACCAUGCAGGAGGAGAUGUCGAGGGCCAAGGGUCACCUGCGACAGCUGCUGCAGAGUCACGGCAGUGCUGACCGAAUGGUUGCGCUGCUCAGCAUCUAUGAGGACGAGGAUGAGGCCUACCAGGACCUGGCCACUGUGGCCACCACCUUCUUCCAGUACCUGCUGCAACCUUUCAGGGACAUGAGAGAGCUGGCCUGCCUCUACAAGUUGGAGAUCCUGAAAUCUUUGGAGUAUGAGGACUUGGGUCCUAAGAGAAUUGCAGCUCUGGAGAAGGAGGCGGAGGAAUGGAGAACGAAAGCAGAAGACGCAGUCGCCUCAAUCCAGGACAUCACUGUCACCUACUUUGCACAGACUUCAAAGGCUCUAGCUGGUAUGUUAAAGCAGAUGGAGGAGGAUAAGCGUCGUUUCGGAGCUGCUGCCUGGGCGUCUGCCGCUCCUAGACUAGAGAAACUACGCUUCCUAUUGGCCAAAGAAACCCUGCAGCAUAUGAGAGCUGCAGAGAUGUGCCUCAACCGCAAGAAAGACGGCAUCAGAGAACGGUUGGGCGGCUUGUCUGGCAGCGUCCAGAGCCAGAGAGCUGAUUCUGCGUGUGUGUCCAAGGACGGCCAGCAGCAGGACACAGUGGAUCAGCUGGAGCUGCAGUUCUAUGAAACCCAACUAGAACUGUAUGACGCCAAGUUCGAAAUCCUGAAGAAUGAGGAGCAGCUACUGGUGGCUCAGAUAGACACCGUGCGAAGACAGAUUAAAGAACUGAAGGAGGAGGUGGUCUACUAUGACGUGUGUGAGGAUCCCGAGGAGCUGCAGAGCAUGGUCCACACGGGUAUUCAACAAGCAAACUCCCCGGCCGUCAACCAGCUCAAAAGACGUCUGCAGACCUUGGAGACCAAGAGAGGCAACAUCUGUGCCCGGCGAGCAUACCUCCGCAACAAAAAGGAUCAGUGCAUGGAGGCUCACGAGCAGAAGCAUAUCACAGCCAAGCAGAGCUCCAUAGUCUUCACCCAGCAUCAUCAAGUCCACCUGAAACGAGAGAAGAAGAAAGAGGAAGAGCAGAAGAGGAAGGAGUGGGUUGACCAGGAGCGAGAGAAGACUCUGAGCAGAUUACGAUCCUUCAGAGAGAAGCGACAGGGUCAGUACAUCCUGAAGACACCUCAGUCCAGGAUGUCUUCCUCAGAGCUGCCAUGUCCCUCCCAGCCGCUGUCCAUCAUCAGCCUCGGCCCCUCUCCCUCCUCCGACGGACAGCCCUCCAUCCGUCCUGCACCCAGACGCAAAAAAACACCCAAGAAACAGCAGCCUCAAGACAUCCCUGUCCAAAUAUACUCUGCACCGCCACCUCCGACAACAAACAUCCCCACUGUACCUCCUCCACCACCUCCUCCACCACCACCUCCUCUGCCUCCCCCACUGCCGCCCCCCGCCUUACCUCCUCCACCCGUCAAUGCUUCGCCUUCUUCAGGGGACACACCGAUGCCUCUCAGUGAAAAAGAGGACCCUCCUUUCCCAGCCAAGAACAUGCUCAAACAAAACAUAGGGACAAUGGAUGAAGUGUUGGCCUCACUGCAGCGUGGACAGAUCCAGCUUCGAAAGGUCCCCGCUCCCAGGACAGCGACCCUGGCUGAGGACCCGAGGAGCAGCCUGAUGUCUGCCAUCCGACAGGGAGUCACACUGAAGAAGGUGGUUCCAGCGCGCUCAGAAGUCCAGAGCAGCGGAGACAAUGAGCUGGAGCGCAGCAUCAAAGCCGCCAUGAUGAGGAUGAAGAAGGUGUCGGCGGACUCUGACGAGGAGGAGGAACGAGGAGACGAUGAGACACAGAGUGGAGACUGGGACAGCUGAGAACACACAUGCACACAUACACACACAAUGAUGAAGCUAUUCUUACAUCACCCUGCUGUUCUCAGCUACAGUUUAAAGAUGCUGCCACGUUAUCGUCCUCAAAAGCUUCUUUGACAAGGACGGGAUCACGCCGCCUCUGAAUUCGAUAUCGCUGUUUGCUGAAGUCGUAAUCAUCUUUGUCUUUUCAUAAAUAGCUCCGAGAUGUUGUAACACAUCCCAAACUGCUGAAAUUCAACUUAACAGAAAGUGGCAAAAAAAAAAAAUCAGGAUUUUAAUCUUUAAUCUGCAGAAAUCCCAAACUGAAGGAAUGAGGUUUUCAGCUUCAUCAGUUAUUUAGAAGAAAAGCCAAACAUUCGUACUGUAGUCCAGCAAGUAAAUGAUUGAAUUGGCCUGUUGUGAGACUGUCACACAGCAGGGGGAAGAGACGACUACACUACACAACUCCACUGGCACAAAUACUCAUGUUUCCUACACUGCUUAUUCUAAACUCAGCUGACAUCUGUUAUUUUGAAUGUAAUAAAAUCUCAACAAUUAUUAUAUUUUGGACUUGAUCCAACAAGGGCUACAGAAAAAACGGAGUUUUGUAGUUUUUUUUUUUGCAUUUUAUUACUUACAAGAGGAAGAGUGAUGUCCUGAAGUGCAGUGUUAAUUAUUUACAGGCUAUAUGUCUAAAGUCUACAUUAUUGUUUGUGUUACAGGUUUUUCACUCGUUCUGUCCUCGUUUUUCUUGUUGCGUCAGAAACUUGUGAAUGUUUUAGUCUCAGUUUAGGUGCAAUUUAUGUGUUCUGAUAUUUCUUCCUCUAUGAUGCCAUAACCAAUGAAAUGACAAGUGAAUGCUAAUUUUUUUUU